Messenger RNA from Sinocyclocheilus anshuiensis, 751 nucleotides. It is a transcript of the gene mkrn2os.2, whose product is annotated as MKRN2 opposite strand, tandem duplicate 2. The transcript is spliced from 4 exons. The coding region runs from base 11 to 688 and encodes 225 amino acids. The record is from RefSeq and is a predicted model, not a curated record. Lineage: Eukaryota; Metazoa; Chordata; Actinopteri; Cypriniformes; Cyprinidae.
UCCUCUCCAGAUGGAUAAGAGCGUCAUCAAAUUCAACCACUGUGACAAGGACAUCUACUGUUUCUUCGUCCCGGAUCAGUGUCCUGAAUGUGGCGUUAGCUUCAGUGGGAAGCGGCUGGAGGAAGCGCCGGUCAGCAUACCGAACCCCGUCAGCAACGGACACCAAGCCCCGUGCGCUUUUCUAGUGGCGUCCACAGAGGACAGUGCGCUCAGGGACUUUGAUGGCUGCUCUGAUCUACACACGGGAAUCAGCAACACAAAUGGAAUAGUCUACAAUUACACGAAGACGGGUGUUCAGAGAGAGCAUCAGGGCUGGGAGCACUGCAUCUGCAUCCCGCUGGUUCAGCCCGACAUGUUCAGUCUGAUGAGCCAGUGGGAUCAGUAUCUGGAGAAGUUCUCCUCCGCUCAGAUGUGGGACCCAUCCUGGCAAAGCUUUAAUGAGGAAAGCCACAAUUGCUACAGCUACUCGCUGAUGUUCAUCAACCGUGUUCUGGCCACGCAGUCGAAGCCAGCGCUGAGUAAAGAGGAGUUCACACGCUCCUUUGUGCUUCCUCGGAUCAAAAGGGCUUCCAAGUACAUGAUGCUGUGCCGUGAGAUUUCCCAGAACCACUUCUACAUUGUGGACAGUCCGCGCAGAAACUCAGGCGAGGGUCCGAGUGAGGAGGACGAGGACAGCAAGAGCAACUGAGCCCCAACUACUGCGACUUUCCUGGAUCAUCACAGGCGCAAUAACACUGAUUUACGCUUAAUU